Messenger RNA from Podospora bellae-mahoneyi, 1285 nucleotides. RefSeq lists its product as uncharacterized. Gene Ontology annotation, molecular function: feruloyl esterase activity; cellulose binding; serine-type peptidase activity. The record is from RefSeq and is a predicted model, not a curated record. Bases 137 to 1213 code for a protein of 358 amino acids. NCBI's taxonomy places the organism in Eukaryota, Fungi, Ascomycota, Sordariomycetes, Sordariales, Podosporaceae. The transcript has 2 exons. Gene Ontology annotation, biological process: proteolysis; carbohydrate metabolic process. Gene Ontology annotation, cellular component: extracellular region.
CUUGAUAUCUUGCCUAAUCCAUCACGGCGGACGAGCCGGCAAUGCUCCGUUCAAAAAUUCAGGUUCAAGCGAAAAGGCCAUGGCACGACAGAGGCGGAGGGGGAGGGUGCAGAGAUAAAAGGAAGAGACCGCCAGCAUGUCUGGUCUUGACGAGUUCCCACUCUUCUUCGGCACAUCAACCCCGUUCCCUCCAGUCAACAUGAUCACCCUCGGCACCCUCACCCUCGCCCUCCUCACCGCCGUCCAGGCGGUCGAGGCCCAGUCCCUCGGCUGCGGCAAGGCGCCCCCGUCCUCGGGCACCAAGUCCAUGACCGUCAACGGCAGGCAGAGACAGUACAUCCUCCAGCUGCCCAACAACUACGACCGCAACAAGCAGCACCGCGUCGUCAUUGGCUACCAUUGGCGUGAUGGCUCCAUGAACGAUGUUGCCAGCGGUGGCUUCUACGGCCUCCGUCAGCUGGCCGGUGACAGCACCAUCUUUGUCGCCCCCAACGGCUUGAACGCCGGCUGGGCCAACAACGGUGGCGAGGACAUCACCUUCACCGACCAGAUCGUUGCCAUGCUCAAGAACGACCUCUGCGUGAACGAGGGCGAGUUCUUCGCCACCGGCUGGAGCUACGGCGGUGCCAUGAGCCACAGCGCAGCCUGCUCUCGUCCCGACGUCUUCAAGGCCGUAGCCGUCAUCGCCGGCGCCCAGCUAUCCGGGUGCAGCGGCGGCAACUCCCCCGUCGCCUACCUCGGCAUGCACGGCGCCGCCGACAACGUCCUCUCCAUCUCAAUGGGCCGUCAGCUCCGCGACAAGUGGCUCCAGACCAACGGCUGCACCUCCAAGAACGCCCCCGAGCCUUCCGCCGGCCAGCAGAACCACAUCAAGACCGAGUACUCGUGCACUCGCGCCGCCGUCACCUGGAUCGCCAACGGCGGCGGCCACGUCCCCGACCCUAGCGGCAGCAACGGGGUCAAGUUCGCCCCCGGCGAGACCUGGUCCUUCUUCAACGCUGCCGUCGGUGGUGGUGGUGGUGGCAACCCUAACCCCAACCCCCAGCCUACUACUACCGCCACUGCUCCCCAGCCUACCCAACCUACCAACCCUGGUGGCAACUGUGCGCCGAGAUGGGCGCAGUGCGGUGGUCAGGGAUGGAACGGCCCUACUUGCUGCGAGAGCGGGAGCACUUGCCGUGCUUCUAACCAGUGGUACUCUCAGUGCCUCUAAGUUUAGGGGGGUGGUGCGGUGGAGUAUGUCUUGAUGGGUGUAGUAGUAAGAUAGGACAUUGUCAAUGACAAU